UUUCUUCCUCUAUAUAUCCCUCGCCCCUUCCUUACAAAUUUCUCUCUUUCCAGUAGUCACUGUUUUAGGUGCACCUUCUCAAAUUGAAAACCAUCAUUUAUUUUUCUCAAAAACCCCAAACAUACAGAAAAAUAAAAAAAUAUAAAAAAUGCAAGUUCCAUUGAUAGACAGGCUCAACGAUCUCCAAGCAGGUCUCAGUACACUCCAGAACCCAUCGUUCCCUUCUCAGAUCACUUCAACCUCCAUCGCCGGAAUCCAAUCUGUUUCCAUAGCUUACAGUUUCUGCAAAUGGGGCGCUUUGAUUCUCGCUCUAGUCGCCACCGUUGGCGGCAUAUUCAACAGAGUCACCAUCUUCAUCAUCAGGUUCCGCAACAAAGCCCCUUCACUUCCCUCAAUCUCGUUUAGCUCCGACGAUGAUUACACAAGCUCCGACAACGACGAUGCCAUUUCGGACUUGUCAUCGUCGUCGGAGUUUGAAGACGGACACGAAAAUGAACUCUCCGUGUUUUCCAGUUUUCAACGAGUGAACGAGUAUUUUCGAGUGAGAGGCGCAAAUGGAAACGACGUCGUCGAUGAGGACGAUGUUCAGAAUCAAAACGACAACACUUGGCUUAAACGACGUCGUAGCAUUGGGAGAGGGCGCGCGUGGUAAUUUGGCGGUUAAGAUUUGGGACACGCGCCUCAGGAAACGGAAGCCGACGGUGGUGGCGGAGUGGGGCCGGAGCGUGGGAAAGAAUGUGCGGGUUGAAUCUGGCGGCGUUCAGAAGGUUUACGUCACUGAUGAAGGCCGUUACGGCGUUACGGUUGGUGACAUGAGGAAAGUGUUGACGCCGUUAGGCAACGUAACGGAAUCUGAUGCGGAUACUUGGUGGGAUGCUGAUGCUGUUAUUGUCUCGGACGAGCCGUAUUUGGGUAGUGAUGACCAUUCAAUGUUGAGGACAAGUUAAAUAAAUGCGAUUUCUGGUUGGUGCAUAUUGUUUAAUGGGAAGGGGGAAAAAAAA
Molecule: messenger RNA, 1001 nt
Organism: Arachis ipaensis
Lineage: Eukaryota; Viridiplantae; Streptophyta; Magnoliopsida; Fabales; Fabaceae
Source: RefSeq, a predicted model, not a curated record